Messenger RNA from Penicillium roqueforti, 1044 nucleotides. Its product is annotated as zinc-dependent alcohol dehydrogenase family protein. The record is from RefSeq and is a predicted model, not a curated record. Gene Ontology annotation, molecular function: oxidoreductase activity. The coding region runs from base 1 to 1044 and encodes 347 amino acids. NCBI's taxonomy places the organism in Eukaryota, Fungi, Ascomycota, Eurotiomycetes, Eurotiales, Aspergillaceae. The transcript is spliced from 5 exons.
AUGGGCUCACUUACUACGAAUGAAUGGAGGGUCGAAAAACAGACAGGGUUCGACGGUCUCCAUUUCAGCAAAAAUGUUCCUAUUCCCGACUUGGGCCCAAACGAUGUCCUAGUCCGAUUCCACGCCGCUUCAAUUAAUUACCGUGACUUGAUUAUAGCAACAGGUGAAUAUCGCUACCCAACCAAUGCCAAUAUUAUUCCAGGAUCUGAUGGAGCCGGUACGGUGGAGGCAACCGGAUCGCGAGUGUCUCGUUUUCAUGUUGGAGAUAAGGUGAUUACGCUGUUCAACCAGGGCCACCAUGCUGGCCCCCUUGACCAGCGCUCCAUGAAAACUGCGCUUGGUGGCCUUUUAGACGGGACCUUUCGACAGCGCGGUGUAUUCUCCGAGGAGGGCCUGGUGGCUAUGCCGCCGAACCUCAGCUUCCUAGAAGCCAGCACUUUGACUUGCGCGGGCCUCACGGCGUGGAAUGCACUUUACGGCAGCGCUGAUCACCCUCUUCGACCUGGUGAUGUUGUUUUGACUCAAGGAUCUGGUGGAGUUAGUCUUUUUGGAAUUCAGUUCGCAAAAGCCGCGGGCGCGACCGUAAUCGCGACUACUUCAUCUGAUGAGAAAGCCGUACGAUUGAAGGAGCUUGGUGCGGACCAUGUCAUCAACUAUAAAACGACGACAGAUUGGGGAAAGACUGCUAAAAGCCUUACACCUGAAAAGGCGGGUGUCUCUCACAUUCUCGAGGUCGGUGGGCCAGGUACGCUGAGACAGUCCCUGGCGGCUAUCAAAAUCGCCGGCCUGAUUACGGGCAUUGGUUACGUUAGUAAAUCCGGGGACCAGCCUACUCUGCUGGAGUCAUUUAGCGCCAAGUGCACUGUUCAAAGCAUUGUAGUGGGCUCGCGUGCUCAGUUUGAACAAAUGAACCGCGCAGUCGAGGCGCAUAAUAUUCAUCCUGUGAUGGAUCAAAAGACCUUCAGACUCGAGGAUCUCAAAAGUGCAUACCAGUAUAUGUCGGAGCAAAGGCAUUUUGGGAAAGUCGGGAUAAAGAUCGACUGA